GCCGGCUACUGCGCGUUACCGUACCGUUUUUUUCGUUGGCGCGACGCUAUUAUCGCGUUACGAGCCCGCCAAAUCCGCCACAUCUCGCCGGGCCGCUCGUCAUGGUCCGAUCUCUUCCUCAUCUACCGGUCAUAAUCCUUCGGACAUUGUUAAUCAUUGGGAGAUGAACAUAUUGCCGAUUUUUUUGGAAUAAAGUUAGUAAUUUAGAGGUUUUUUUCGGAGUUUAUCGCGAACUUUUUCAGUUGUUUUCGUGCGUCGAGUGAACUGUGAGUCUUUGUGUUUUGUUGGUGGUGAUGUUUUUGUUCGUGGGGAUGGAGUGAGAGUGGGGGAAUGUGUUUUGAAGGGAUAAUUGUGUUUUUAUGGGGUUUUUGAGGAAAUGUAGAUAGGCGUUGGGGGUGUUUUAGCGGAUAUUCGGGGGUAACGGGAAAUGCGAGUCUCUCACUCCAUUUCGGUGCGGAAAAGUUGAGGUUCUUGACGGUCGCGGGAGGUGACGAUGGGACGCUAAUCGGAGGAAGUCGCGCGGUUUAAUUUAACAGUUUUGGAAACUUUUUGCUGCUAUCAAAGGAUACGGGCACUGAUGGCUUAUGACGGCACGUGAAUCCUGUACUAAUUGAGAAAGGACCUGGAGACCGAUUGACAAUGGACAUGACAGCGGAGAGGCCACGAACUGCUGGGCGUAUAGCACCGAGCGGUCGUGUAACACCGACUGUACACAAGUCCAACAAUGCAAGACGAAAAGCUAUACCAGUACCACCACCCCGCGUUCCCACCCCCAUGCCCUCGGCUAACAAUAAUCAUCAGAGAAGCAAUACGAACAUGGAGAAUGUUCCAGUAAUGCCAGCACCAAAGAUCGAGCAUCAAGGGAGCAUCGAUAAAAUAGCGAAACGAUAUCUCGAUGAUAACAUGCAACAGGCCUGGAUAAAUCCUCGAUUGAUAUCAAUGAUUAAUAUGGAAGCUGUCACAUCCACGGAUUAUGACUCAUCAAAUCUGACUCGUAGUUUCAAUCAAAUGGGCUUCAGCACCUAUAAUUAUCUCCAGUUUGAGGAAAAAUAUAAAUCUCGUCAGUACCUUGAGCACCAGCGAAAUCCAAUCAAGUCGAGUUUCGCUAGUAGAAUAUUCUCCCGUCAGUCCAGCGAUAGAAAUGAAAAAAUUGAACAAAAUUAUUCCAGAAGUCAUUCGCAACCUGAAAAACCACAUCAUUUGGCGUACGAUGUACGUUCAAGAUCGCAGGAGUUCCGUGAACAGAUGUAUUACCAAGAUGAUGGGGCUGGUAAAGCAGAGAGUAGACAUACGAAGUGUCAUCGUUCAAGCAAUGAGAAGAAUCAUGAUAAUACAGCCAAUGUGACACAGGAUAAGAAGGAAUCGAAAUUGGGAGGGUCGGAUAAGGCUGAGAAGCGAGAUAAAUCGUGUGUCUCCAUUCACGACAAACAUAAUCAUGUUAGACAGGAGCUAAAGAUUAAUGGACAGGGCAAUCAGUUGAACCGGCCAGAGCCAGUUGAGUGUCACUUACUGGGCCAUCAGAGAAACGAUGAACCACCGAAAUAUCGUCCACUUGACAGGCCACCAAAGUAUCAAGAGGAUGCACCGAGGACUGAACCACCUCCAAAGUAUUGUGAGGUGACCAGACGUCAGGAGGACAUGAAAAAAUGUCAGGAGGAGAAGGUACGACGACAAGUGGGGACUAGGGGCGGUAGUGGUCUCGGCGCCGAGGCGCCCACUAAUCUCACCAGUAUCACGCCAGCCGCGCGAGAGCCAAGAGGGACGUCAGCGUCACGCCAGCGUUCCAAUCACAAACAAAACGACAUUGAUACCAACGAUGAUCAAACAAUUAAAGUACCUCAUCAACAAUCCAGAAGUAAUUUCAACGGUAGCUCCAGUACCUACGUAAGUGGUGGAGUAAUUCUCGGUGUAAACAGUGCAGUCCUUGGUCCAGAAGUCAUGAUCGGUUGUCCUGAUCCAAAAUUCAAAGGUGUUGAAUCUUACCUCAAGUCCGAUAAACAAAAGCUCGACAAGAUCAAGUGUGAUACUGGAAAAUUGGCUGAGAAAAUUAAAUCCGUGCAGGACGCCAUGUACAAACCCCAUGAGCCAGGUAAAACGAAGAGUCUUCAUGACACUGCUAUCAGCCACGUGGGCUACAAGGUUGAUAAUAUCAAGUACUAUGGUGAAUUGAAGGGCUUUAAAUCAUACGGUGCCAUUGACAAACCCCAUCAAUACGCGUCUUCCGAUAAAGGACACUCGAGUCAUGAUAAAUCACACGCUAGAUCGUCGGUUAAAUGUGAAAAAAGUGGUUACAGUGAUAAGUACAGUGAAAAUUACUAUCAUCGACCUGUCUACUUGAAAUCACCGGCUCUAUAUCCACCUACGGUAUUUCAAGAGACCAAGUAUGCAUACAGUGUCAAUGGAGUUCCUGGAACGCCGGCGCAGGCCAGUGCUGCUGCUGCAUUCUUCGCAAGGGCUGCGCAGAAAUGGAACCUUUCAUCGAGUCCCCAUCGUCGACGACGUUCGGGGGAUGAAAAUGUUGGCUCGGAGGAGCCAGUAUUUCCAAAUGGAUACGGUGCUCUACUACUCAGGUCACCACCACCUGCACCACCGGUAUUUCUGAGGAGAAUUGGAGUGAAGGAGAUGACUGGAGUCGGCAAAGUCAAAGUGAUGCUGAGGGUUUCGUCGGGCGAUGGCGGGAGCUUCUUCAACGCUGACAAGCGGAAAAAACAGGUGACACUGGUGGAUCCAACCGCUGGACAAUCAUCAACGGCUGAGGACAGAAGGCCAACAGUCGCAGCGCCAAAGAUGUUUGCGUUCGAUGCCAUUUUCACCGAGGAAGACUCCCAAACUGAAAUCUGCUCGAGUGCUCUGACAGAUGUGAUUCACGCAGUCAUAAAUGGAACGGAUGGCUGUCUCUUCUGCUUCGGGCACGCUGGUCUAGGUAAAUCUCACACAAUGCUGGGAACUCCAGAAGCUGGCCACACCCUGGGGGCAAUCCCUUGCGCCAUAACGUGGUUAUUUAGAGGAAUUGCUGAACAACGUCAACGAACAGGUGCCAGAUUUAGUGUUCGUGUCAGUUGUGUCGAAUUAACGACCGGUCAGCAGCAAUUAAAGGAUCUCCUCGCCGCCUAUGCCAAUGAUUCUGAGCAGUCGCCGGCUGUCUACCUCCGCGAUGAUCCAUUUUUUGGGUCUCUUUCCCUCCAACAACACAGCGAAAUUCGAGCUCCUACGGCGGAGAGGGCAGCAUUUUACUUGGAUGCAGCGGUUGCUGGUCGUCAACGUGAAGACAGUGAUGCUCACAUGCUGUACACCCUUCACGUCUAUCAAUACAGUGUAGCUGGCAAGGGUGGAGUUGCCGGUGGUAGAAGUAGACUUCACUUAAUGGACCUGGGUAACUCGGACAGAGGUAAAGCCGCAGGGGGUAUACCACUCUCGGGACUUGGUAAUAUUUUACUAGCGAUCUUCAAUGGGCAGAAGCAUCUCCCCUACAAAGAGCACAAAUUGACGCAACUCCUGAAGGAGUGUCUCGGGUCAUUAACCUGUCAUGCUGCGAUGAUAGCACAUGUCUCACCAAAUGCCCAACACUACACGGAGACCCUGACAACAGUACAAUUAGCAUCACGAAUUCACAGAAUGCGUAGACGAAAGAUUAAAUUUGUUAGUGGUGGUGCACAGGGUAAUGGUAGCGGUGGAAGUUCUGGGGAAGAGGCAGCGAGACAAACCAGUGAGUGUGAUCCAUCAUCGAGUGAUUUAUCAGCUGAUACUGUUAUAUACGUAGGACCCGGUGCUGAUGAUGCUACAGACGGUGAGCAUCCACCUGUCUAUUUACCAAGUUUAAAUUCCGGUGACAAUCGUUGUGCAAUGGGACGUGCACUCCGGGGAUCGGCCGCCGAACGACCGACGAAAAUCCCGGAGGAACGUAGUCCAGCGCAUAAAGCCCCGAAGGCUGUCAAGAGCUUAACCCAGACGGCAUCCAAGCAAACGUCACCAGCUCACUCAGCGACCCCCAAAGCAAGUCCUGUGAGAAAAAUAUCAUCCACCAAAGUACCCACUUCAUCAUCCAAAGGGGGAAAUGAUUCUCCGACGAAUAGCAAACUGCCAGCUGGUACGACAGGUGGAUCUGACGAACAAUGGAUCGAUGGCCCAAGAAUAUCAAAGUCCAAAGUUGCUGAGGCCCGUCAUCUGCUCAAAGAUCCUCAUCAUAAGAGGGAGACUUGGAUUGAUGGACCGAUGCAGCUGAGCUCUGCAUUACCUGGAUUGAAUUCAUCGUCGACGCAACAUGGGGGGUAUGGUUUUAUGGACAAUCACAAGAAGAUCAUGAUCCGGAAAUGGGUGGAGAAUCAAUCGUCCCAAAUUCAGAGGGCAAAGCACGCUGCAUCAACAUCGACAGCCUCCAAGGACACGAAGCCCGGGAUUUUCAGGGACAUGGGAAGCUUCCGGAGCUUUGAGGAUGGUGAGGAUGACACCUCGUUGUCGACUGUGGGAAGCGAUAGCUUAAGGGCGACUGAUGUGGAAGACUGUUCUGAAAAGCACGGUGCCAAAUUAAAUCUUCUCAACAUCAAGUCGAAUGAUGAUUCCGGUCUGGAUCUAACAGCGAGUCCAGGUAUGGAGGAGAGCAUCGGCCAGUGUCGGCUGGAUAGCGCUCAAGAGGAUGAGGAUGACGACGAAGAAAUAGUUGUACCACCUCCUCUACCCCUCAUCGAGCCACUUAGUAACGGAGUUAGCAGAGAAGUUUCCAUGGAAAGCCUCAAUUUAUCCCACAAAGACAUCCUUCCGUCGAGGCAUUCAUUAUCAUCCGAGGAUGAAAUCCUUGAGAUUGUUGAGGUGGAAGAUCUCGAACCCGUGCCCAUGCAGGACUCUUGUCUACAAGUCACCGAGGAGGAUAUUGCAUUGUGCAUGGGGGAAAAUCCAUUGCCCGAGAGCGAUCAGGAGGAACAUCCACUGAGGAUACUCAGUCAGGAGAAUCUAACUAUUGUCUCAACGUUUACGGAUUCCAUGUCAGUCAUGUCAGACAGUGAGAGAUACAAACCACAAUUUCAACAAGGCGUUAAUGCUGGUAUGGGAGUACUACCCAGACCGUAUUUCGAUCAUGAGGAUUUCCUUGAACAGGAGACGAGGCAUAAAUUCGAUCAGUUGGCGAGGCUGCAUGAGCUGUAUCAGAGUAAAUUGGCACUGGCUAAUGUUUCAAAUUCUGUGACUUAUCAGAGGGAGAAUUCAUCGGCUGUUAGCGUUAAGGAUGUCACUUCAAACGUCUUCCGCCCCCCAUCGCGUUGUCAGUCUCUCUCUCUAUCCGACGUCCUCUUCAAUGACAACGCGAGCAACCACGGGAGCAUCUACAGCGAGCCCGCGUACAUAGUGGGCAAAGCCGAGCAGGAGAAGAUCUGUGAUAACUGUCGUCAGAGCAUGUCUCGUCCAGCAACAGCAUCGUACUGGUAUCCCAGCAGUGUCGCUCAUCUGGCGAGUCCCAGGAGAUUGUGUGGAAAACUGGGCGAGUGCAAUAUAUCUAGUCUCAGACAUCCCGAUGGUGCGUCUAAUCCGAAUUUAAAAGAGGAGAUCGAGAGGAUACCCGGUAAUGGAGCAUCAGGAUCGGAUCCCGAGGAGGAGUACAUUGAAGCGAAAAAAUUGUUCACCACUGCUGAAAGAUCGGAGAGAACUGUCACAGGAAAAUCGGAUAUUGAAGAGGAGACGAAAGUUCCAGUGAAUGUCCCUCUGCAACUAUCAAUUCCGUCCUCUCUACCGUCCUCGGGUAGAAUGCAGCGGAAACUUCUGAGUCUCGGCUCGUCGUACGGUCUGAGCCGAGAGAGUUACGAUUCAGGGGCAGAUUCCACCCCAAAGGCAGCUAAACUUUCGCCGGCUACACUCUCCAGACACAGAGCUGAGAGCUCGGGUUACGAUAGUGUGGUCAGAGACAGUGAGACAUGCAGUAUCGCCAGUGAUUCGUCUAGGCAGACCAGUGCUCUUCAGGAGCAUCAAGCGGUGGGACAGCUGGGAGAGUACGUGCAGCAGGAACAGCUGGAGGGGCCCGUGAUACUCGUUUACACAGACGAGGACGUGGAAAUACUGGAUCGACGAGGUCGUCUACGCUCGGAGCCACGUGGCACGAUGUCCAGGAUAAACAACCUACGACUGCGCCAGCGCCUACUUAAGAUUGAACUCAGAAAUGCCAAAAAGCGAUUGUUGAUACCGGACGACAGAUGGACCUAUGACUUGCACGUUGAAAACAGCAUGGACUGGCGCGAUCCGUCCUUCCUGGAGGCCCUGGAGGCAGAAACGUCGAUCCUCCAAAAAAGGGUAGAAGCCUGCAAGAGUCACGUUCUCCUAGUGACAUGUUUCGAUUCUCACCCAACCCAUCGGAAAUCGGAAAAGCGAAUAUCAUGAUGACUAUAAUUACCCUUAGGCCUCCAUUAAAUCGGUGAAAUCAUCCACUCGAAAUGUUCAAUUUGCAUCAAUUAAUCAAUACUUAUCAUUGCCGACGUACUAAACCCAUCGCCUCAUUAAUCAUCCAAUUAAAAGACUGUCGGCUAUUGCCAAAGUAUUAUUCCAGAAUUAAUUAAAUGGAAAUUAUGAGGUGGUGUAAUAAUUCCGACUGAUGACAAAAAACGAAAAACAGCCACUUGAAUAGUCAAUGAAUAAACUAAGACAAUUUUUUAAUGUCAUCAUCUGAGUCAAUUCGAACAGCAUUUUAAUCUAAUGGACUAUAAAAAUAUCGAAUUUACCAUAGAAAACCAGGAAAGACUGAUAUAUUUCUUGUGCGAGACUCUUCACUGUUGGAAAAAUAUUGAAAUUACAUAAACAACUGAUUAAUAAAUUCAAGAGAGUAACAGUGAACUCGAUUAGGGUUAGAAAAAUAUUAGACAAGUUCUGAUUUCCUUGAAAAUUCAAUGAAUUUCCAGUUUUUUAACUGCAAAACUGAAUUUGCAAUUUUGUAAAAUAUAAAAAUAUAUUUUCCUCAUUUUCGUUCCAUAAAUUGCCAGUAAAUAAUUGAGCCCAAAUAAAUCGUUUGAACUGAUUUAUUUUUAGAAUCCUAUAUAUUCUAAUUCAAAUGAAUUUCAUGAAGAAUUCAAUAUACUCUAACAUUUCCUUUCCUGAAUUAUCCACAAAUCUAUUCACUCUCAUGAAGUAAUUGAAUUUGCAAUUAAAGAUUCGAAUUUUCCAUGAGAAAAUUCUUUCAAAUUCCAUUAAAUCUCUUAGUGAUAAAAAAUCCCAAUAAGUGUACCCAGAAUUUCAGGAAAAAUAUUUCAACAGUGGUGUCGACAGAGAGACGAAUGAGGAGAGAGAAUAAGUGUUCGAUUACGCUAAAAAAAAUACCACAAACUGCCAAAUAUCAAUCAUCAGAUAAUAAGCGAGAGCUGUACCCAGUGAAAAUAGAGACAAAUGUACUUCACGCACGAUUCAUUCAACAUAUUACCGUAGCUUUAAUCGUUAAAUCGCAAUUACCGCACGAGGUAGCGCUCUGUACUUCACUAGAAAGAGAGAUGAAUUGUAUGGGAGAGAGAAUAAAUUAAUUGUAAUUUUAAAUCGCAAAGAAACAAGUAUUUGUUAGCAAUGUUGAGAGAAACUGAGGUGUGUAGAGAACAAUUUUACAGCUUCGAAUCGAGAUUUGUCCGUAUUAACUGGAUAGUUGGUUCUCCCCGAUCCCAAAUUAUACUCGAGAUUAAAAAAUGUAGAUAGAAUGACUCCCCACCCUUAUUUCUACCCGCAAUUAUUUGAUGAUUCAAAUUUUAUCAAUUAUUUACCUGUUGCCGAGUAAAUCAAUUCUAAUCAUUCGUUUUCCUCCAUUAGAAAAAUACUAAAUCGAUCUCCUUGUUCCAAUUAAUUAAACAAAUCCACUAGUCUAUGAAAUGCACAAGAACUCAUUUAAAAAAAUCCGUUAUAAUUGUUAAUCGCUUGAACAUUAAGACUUGACCAAAAAUUGAAGAAUCUGAAUCACUAUUAAUACUGUCGAUGUCAAAUGUGUUGAAGCACUGCCAAAAAAAAUAAAUAAAUAAAUGGGACGGAAUUAUUACCGUGAUAUACCAGAUACUCCGUCUGCAAUGAAAACGAAAAAAAAAACAUUUUUAAAUAAUCCAGUAAGACCAUCUUUGUAUAAAACCAAUUGUAUGAUAUUUAUAUUUUAUAUGUACAAAUUAGUGAUGUAAUUUUCUUGUAAUAAAGAUAAAUUUACAAUGUGCAUCCCA
Diachasmimorpha longicaudata is the source of this 8159-nucleotide messenger RNA. RefSeq names its product kinesin-like protein CG14535. NCBI's taxonomy places the organism in Eukaryota, Metazoa, Arthropoda, Insecta, Hymenoptera, Braconidae. Gene Ontology annotation, biological process: microtubule-based movement. The coding region runs from base 640 to 6360 and encodes 1906 amino acids. The transcript is spliced from 15 exons. The record is from RefSeq and is a predicted model, not a curated record. Gene Ontology annotation, molecular function: microtubule binding; ATP binding; microtubule motor activity.